AUGGAUCAUGACAGAGCACAUAGGUUGAGUCGCGGCGACGGCACGUCUGUCGCCAGCGGACCAACGACGUUAUAUCGCCUGAACUCCAACCAGAGCAGCUCCAGUGUAUUCGAAGAUGUUGAAAUGGCACACGACGAGCUCUACUCAGGCCCUGUGGCCGAAAGUCUACCCAGCAGUGUUUCUGCAUUCUCCCACCGCCGAGCCCGUGCUGGCUCGACAGCAAGCUUCACAUAUUACGAGGAGCCCGAGAUACGAGAAAGAGAGGAACAGCCAGGCGCCUUUACCGACCUAAGUGAAAGUUUUGUUAGGCGGAGCCUUAGCGAUCUCGGCGACCUCGAGUUUGGCAUCGAGGACGAGGAGGACUCAGCGGACCGAGAAUAUUUGGCAACUCACGAUGAUUACAUGCUAAGGCGUCGUUCGUCAGCACAGUCGCGAGAUUCCGUUCACGCACACCUUCUCCGUAGAGACAGCACGGCCACAGUUGCCAGUGCUCGCGCCGAAGGGCGAAAUAGCCAGAAGGUGUACAUGGCAAACGAGGAUCUGACCAUCGUCGUAGCCGGUUUCCGGACGAGUACAGCAGGUUUUUUGAUCUACACAGCCCUGUGCUUCCUUACUGGCGGGAUUGCAUUUCUGCUCCUUCGCUGGCUGCCACGUUGGUAUAUCUCCAUUGUUGGACGGCCCUGUUCGUUAAGGAAUUGCGAUUGGGUAGUCAUUGAAAACCAAUGGGGUGAGUUGAGCAUCAUCCAGGUCACGACCCAAGAAUAUGGUAGACCUGUCUCAUCGGUGUUUGGUAUACCGGAGAAGCCAUUUCUCAACAGCCUCGACGAUGACAACGACCCACUUAUAGACCAUCUUCGUUCGCUGGAUUACCGCUAUGUUCGACUUUAUUUUCAUCCGAUCAAAGAUCAAUUUGUUAUGUCUGCUGGAUGGAAAGAUCCAGAAUGGACAGACGCACGACUUGUUCGAUCAGGCUUGGACAGCGACGACAAGACUAUACGUGAAGCCAUCUUUGGUAACAACCUGAUAGAUAUUGAACAGAAAACCAUUAGUCAACUACUCGUAGAAGAGAUUGGUAGCCUGAUUCUUUGGUCUCUGGACUCUUACUACUAUUAUGCUGCCUGCAUAUUCAUCAUGUCCGUAGCCAGCAUAUCUGCGACGCUAAUCGAGACACGUGCUACAAUGCUGCGCCUUCGUGAAAUCUCCCGGUUCGAAUGCGAUGUACGAGUUCUCAGAAACGGAUUUUGGAAAUACGUGUCGUCCAGCGACCUGGUCCCGGGAGAUAUUUAUGAAUUGAGCGACCCGAAUUUGUCACAAUUCCCAAGUGACAGUCUCUUGCUCACCGGUGACUGUAUUGUCAAUGAAAGCAUGCUUACUGUACAUCUGACGGGAGUAGGCGAGUCCGUCCCAGUUUCUAAGAUCCCCGCUACGGAUGAAACGCUGUGUUUCAUGGACCUCGCGGCUGCUUCAGUAUCUCCUGAGAUUGCACGGCAUUUCCUAUACUGUGGAACGAAAAUAAUUCGGACUAGACGACCCCAGGAGGGCCAAGAUGAAGAUGCCGUGGCUUUAGCUCUUGUUGUUAGAACAGGGUUCAACACUACCAAAGGGGCUCUGGUACGGUCCAUGCUUUUUCCCAAGCCCUCGGGUUUUAAAUUCUACCGAGAUUCCUUCAGAUAUAUUAGUGUUAUGGCCAUUGUUGCCAUGCUGGGCUUUAUCAUGUCGUUUGUCAAUUUUCUAAGGCUGGAACUUGCAUGGCACUUUAUUAUUGUUCGUGCUCUUGAUUUAAUCACGAUCGUUGUACCACCUGCUCUACCGGCGACACUGACAAUUGGCACGAACUUUGCCUUAUCGCGCCUGAAGAAAAAGCAGAUUUUCUGCAUCAGUCCGCAGAGAGUUAACGUGGGGGGAAAAAUCGACGUAAUGUGCUUUGAUAAAACAGGCACAUUGACAGAGGAUGGCCUCGAUGUUCUCGGACUCCGCAUCAGCUUGGGAGAAGGCAAACAGUUUAGCGAGCUCUUGUCUCGAGCACCUGUCCUUGGAAAUAGGGGCACCGCGCCCAAAAACAAGAACACUGUCCAAGCGGCACUUUACACAAUGGCAACAUGCCACUCUCUCAGAUCAGUUGACGGAGACCUCGUUGGUGAUCCCCUGGAUCAAAAGAUGUUCGAAUUCACUGGCUGGUCGUUUGAAGAGGGAAAACAUAGAGCCGUGGAGGGUGAUGAUGAUGAACAAAGCGGACUGACGCCAUCGAUUGCUCGUCCACCAGAUUCCUUUGAGUUUAUAUCUCAACUCCGCAGAGCGAGUGUCAUUACGCGACAUUUUGGUCAAAAAAGCGGUGAUAUUUUUGUCAAAGGUGCCCCUGAGGCAAUGAGAGAGAUUUGUCGCCCAGAAACUUUUCCUGAUGGAUAUGACGACUUGCUCUCAUACUAUACUCAUAAAGGUUACCGAGUGAUUGGCUGUGCCACCAGACAUCUGCCCAAGCUUAGUUGGGUCAAGGCACAAAAAAUGACCAGGUUGGAGGUUGAGAGCAAUCUUGAUUUCGUCGGGUUCAUCAUUUUUGAGAAUAAGUUGAAACCUACGACGGAGGGUGUCCUGAAGGAACUCUUGGAUUCAAAUAUCGGUACAAUAAUGGUUACCGGAGAUAAUAUUCUAACAGCUAUCAGUGUUGCACGCGAGUCGGGAUUACUGGAUAGACAGGCACACUGUUUUGUACCCCGAUUUGUGCGAGGAGACGCUCGUGACCCUAUGGCUGAGCUACAGUGGGAGAGCAUCGACAACAGCCGCUUAUGUCUUGACAAACUAAACUUGCUACCGCUCCCCGCACCACCCGAGGAAGACGUCUCCCUCCCAUAUGAUAUCUCGAACCUGCAGAAUUUUUCCCUAGCCGUUAGUGGAGAGGCGUUUCGUUGGAUCGUGGAUUAUUCCUCCCCGGAUGUUUUGCAACGCAUGCUCGUCCGAGGGAAAAUAUUUGCUAGAAUGUCUCCGGACGAAAAGCAUGAACUUGUGGAAAAGCUACAAAGCAUCGACUUUUGCUGUGGUUUCUGCGGCGACGGGGCUAACGAUUGUGGUGCUUUAAAGGCCGCUGAUGUUGGCAUAUCCCUUUCUGAGGCAGAAGCUUCUGUUGCCGCUCCUUUUACGUCUCGUGUAUUCGACAUUCGGACCAGCUCCAUUGCUGUGUCGCAAGCGGCCAACCGCGGAUCUCGUUUCUCGCAAAGUUUUGACACCCCUUCUUGGACUCAUGGCUAUCUGCGUGCUUAUUCAAGGGGCCGCUUUUCUUGCCGGCCUUUCACUCUCACUAUAGCGGCUGCGCUCAUCAUAACUGUUUACAUGGUAGUUGGUCCUGCGCAGUGGAUUAAGAAACUAAUGGAACUCAGUCAUAUGGAGUGGGAUUAUAAACUAUUCCUCAUGGUUUUGGGCCUGGCGUACUUUGCUUUGGCCUGGACCUUCGAAAAGUAUUUGGCAAUGCGACUUGCAAGAGUCAUUGGUUAUGCGAAGCAGCGAAUUACGGGAAGGGCAAAAAUGCGCAAGAAGUCCGUGCACUUCGACUACCAGCCUGCGGGAACUGGGAGCCACCGAGGAUCCCGAGAACUUCAUUAUUACGAGUAUCCAAACAUGAACUACGGUAUUCGGCAGCAGCUCCGGGAGCGGUUGAGAAGCAUUGAAAGCAAGUCUCUCACCGACGCAUGCGAAACUAAGAUGGCAUACAUCGAGAGGCUCAGGACUCGACCAAUGGCCAUUGCCACAGACACGGCUAAUAAGCAACACUACGAAGUUGGCACUGGUGUCCUAGCUGCGUGCCUUGGACCGCGAAUGAAAUAUUCAUGCUGCCUGUAUCCACAAGGUGAUGAAACACUUGCACAAGCCGAGACUGCAAUGCUGAGGUCAUACAUUGACAAGGCAGACUUGAGAGAUGGCAUGGAUAUCCUUGAUCUUGGAUGUGGUUGGGGCUCAGGAGCAUUGUAUUUCGCCGAGAUGCUGCCAAAUUCGAAUAUUGUCGCAUUUUCAAAUUCCAGGACGCAGAAACACUAUAUCGAAUCCGAGGCGGCACGUCGAAAUAUUACCAAUGUUAGUGUAAUCACUGGGGAUGUUGUAGACUAUGAAUUUGAACCCGAAAGCUUUGAUCGAAUCGUAUCUAUUGAGCUUUUCGAGCAUAUGAAAAACUACGAGCUGCUCAUGGCCAAGAUCUCUGGGGCCUUGAAAGCCGGCGGAAAGCUUUUUGUGCACAUAUUCGCGCACCACACCACACCAUAUGACUACGAAGACGGCUGGAUGACAACACAUUUUUUUACAGGCGGCACUAUGCCCUGUGUUGAUCUGUUGCUCUACUUUCAGAAGGACUUGUCCAUCAAAAGGCAGUGGUGGGUGAAUGGGUCACAUUACUCAAAGACAUGCGAGGACUGGUUGUCAUCAAUGAUUUCCAACAGGAAGCAAAUGUGGCCUCAUCUGGUUGAGACGUAUGGAGAACAAGACGCAUUAACUUGGUAUAAUCGCUGGCAAAUAUUCUACAUGGCUUGCUCAGAAUUGUUCGCUUACGGAGGAGGAGACACUUGGGGAGUUGCACAAUAUUUGUUUGAGAAGCCAUGCGCUGCUUAG
Molecule: messenger RNA, 4590 nt
Organism: Metarhizium acridum CQMa 102
Lineage: Eukaryota; Fungi; Ascomycota; Sordariomycetes; Hypocreales; Clavicipitaceae
Source: RefSeq, a predicted model, not a curated record